This is a messenger RNA of Pocillopora damicornis (cauliflower coral), 1094 nucleotides long. RefSeq names its product QRFP-like peptide receptor. The record is from RefSeq and is a predicted model, not a curated record. NCBI's taxonomy places the organism in Eukaryota, Metazoa, Cnidaria, Anthozoa, Scleractinia, Pocilloporidae. Gene Ontology annotation, biological process: G protein-coupled receptor signaling pathway. Gene Ontology annotation, cellular component: membrane. Gene Ontology annotation, molecular function: G protein-coupled receptor activity.
AUUACUUGCAGUUCGUCCCUGGAGCCCUCGUUUCUUUUUGUCCCGUGAUUCGAAUGUAACGCUAUGGUGUGAUUUUGUCUUUUAGAAUGGUUUCCAUAGCCGAGGUGCUUCUGUCAGCGUUGUUCUCACUGCUAAUAGUGAUCGACAUUGUUGGCAAUGUGUUUGUUUGCUUGGUUGUUUAUCGAUCCAAGCAAAUGAGGAAACCCAUGAAUUACCUCUUGGUGAAUCUUGCUGCAGCAGAUGUUGUGAUUGGUGUAUUUAUGUUACCUAGGCAUGUGUUCCAUCAUGCUUUUAAGCACCCAACGGGUACAUUCGGGAACUACUUAUGCAAGUUCAUCACUGGUGGUGUGUUCAUCUGGCUGAGCGCUGCAGCGGCUGGGAUCUUACUUAUCGCCAUAGCGACGGCGCGCUAUUUCGCCAUAGUGCAUCCUUUUAGGACUAAGUUCCGGUUAGACAAGAAACGCGUUCUUUGGAUAAUGGCGUUGUCAUGGGGGUUUGCAUGUGUGUUAACAGGGCCAAGUGUAUCUGCCAUCGGGUACGACCCACAAGAAGAUUUCUGCGUGGAAAAAUGGAUAAAUUGGUAUCCAUCACAAGCUCAUGUUGCAUUUGUUUUCACCGUCAAUUGCGCGAUUCCGAUCGUAGCGAUGACGCUGUUGUAUUUAAGAAUCAUCUACAAACUGUGGCGAAACGAAGAUGCGAUUACAAACUCGGUUCAACUUGCAAGACUCAAGUCACGCAAACGCGUGACAGUCAUGCUCAUCAUUGUAACAGUUGUUCACACCAUGUGUUGGUCUCCGAACUAUGUUUUGUAUUUACUGAUAUUCCACGCGCCAGGAUUUUACUACGGCUCCACAACUUACAUUAUAACUGUUCUGUUAAUUCUACUAAACGCGGCUGCUGACCCGCUUUUGUACACUUGGUAUAUGGAUGGGUUUAGGAGGGGUAUACAGAACAUGCUUUGUCGUUGUCAUGGAGACAGAAUUCACGUAAUAGGUACCUCGGGUAGAAGAUCCGCCAAUACACCUGACCAAGUUGGCUUUUCUGUCACCACAGAACCAAAUAAUGGGAAAGUUAAUAAUAAAAGCACAUUUUGA